Anolis sagrei ordinatus is the source of this 2475-nucleotide messenger RNA. RefSeq names its product carbonic anhydrase 8 (gene CA8). The record is from RefSeq and is a predicted model, not a curated record. Gene Ontology annotation, molecular function: carbonate dehydratase activity; zinc ion binding. Lineage: Eukaryota; Metazoa; Chordata; Lepidosauria; Squamata; Anolidae.
UAAGAGUCACAUACUAGUCAGUCUGUGAAGUAAGCCUCUAGUUCUGGCUUGCACACACAGGCACACCCCCUCCCUCUUCUGUCUAAGGAGAGCAGACUUCCGUGAGACAGUUUCACACAGAGACACCCUGAGUGCCCAAAGGAGCUGGGAGCGCUUGCUCAUGGCUGACAGCUACAUCGAAGAAUCGGAGCCCUUUCCUGAAAAAGGGGAGACUCUGGAGUGGGGCUAUGAAGAAGGAGUAGAGUGGGGGUUAGUUUUUCCAGAUGCUAAUGGAGAAUACCAAUCUCCCAUUAAUUUGAACUCAAGAGAAGCCAAAUAUGAUCCUUUGCUCCUGGAAGUAAGUUUAUCGCCAAACUACGUUGUAUGCCGUGAUUGUGAGGUCAUCAAUGAUGGGCAUUCGGUUCAGAUCCUCUUAAAGUCUAAAUCAGUCUUGGUUGGAGGGCCGUUGCCUCGGGGGCAUGAAUUUGAACUGCAUGAUGUUCGAUUUCACUGGGGUAGAGAAAAUCAACGUGGCUCAGAACAUACUGUUAAUUUUAAAGCUUUUCCCAUGGAGCUUCAUCUAGUCCACUGGAACUCCACAAUGUACCACAAUAUUGAUGAAGCAAUUGGGAAGAAGAAUGGCAUAGCCAUUAUUGCUUUAUUUGUACAGAUCGGAAAGGAACAUUCGGGCCUAAAGGCUGUAACUGAAAUUUUGCAAGAUAUCCAGUACAAGGGGAAGUCAAAGACAAUACCAUGUUUUAAUCCCAACUCACUAUUACCAGAUCCAUUAUUACGAGAUUAUUGGGUGUACGAAGGCUCCCUCACAGUCCCACCUUGCAGUGAAGGCGUUACGUGGAUCUUAUUUAGAUAUCCUUUAACUGUAUCCCAACUCCAGAUAGAAGAGUUUCGAAGACUGAGGACGCAUGUUAAAGGAACAGAACUCCUAGACAGCUGUGAUGGAAUAUUAGGAGAUAACUUUAGACCAACACAACCACUUAGUGACAGAAUCAUAAGGGCUGCCUUCCAGUAGCAAAGGCACAUAUUGGAAGUAAUUAUAACCUAGAAAGCAGAAGACAAUGCACCCACAGUGCCCUUGGAUGAGAAAUGGAAAUGUUUGAGGCUGCUGCUUCAGUUUCUCCACAAAGCCUGCUUUGUCUGCCUUCAUCUAAUUCAGACUUGAUAGACAGCUGUGACAGUUGGCCUGUCCACAUGGUCCAGUGAAAUUCUGGGAAUGAGCUUUAUAUUACAAGAAGAAAACACAUUAAUACUUCCAACUUGCUACUCUUAACGUUUUAUUGCUUAUGACAUUCAGGUUUUGCACAGCAGUGCUCUGUAGUGUCUUCAGCUCGUAUGUUUGGUGAGAUGAUGAUUACUAUGAACACACUACACAUAUUUACCCUGUUUUUUCACAUGGCAGUAUUUGAAUGCUCUUGUCUUCUUUUUGUCCCUGAAAUAUUGUAAGUAAAGAAAUAUAAAUUAAUGGUGUGUUAUACAAUAUUAAUAAUUUACUCACAAAUGAUAAUAUAUUAUUAGAGAAAUAAUUAUAUUCUUAAUAAAUUACUAUCUUGACUCAUCUUAAAAUAAUGCAUUGAAAUAUUUUUCUUCACAAUAAUGAAAAGGUAUUUGACCAAAUUCAGUUGAAUGGAACAAGCUUUAUUCUAGGAAUAAAGCUUGUUCCAGCAAUGGAGCAACAAGAUACAAAUCCUGAUUGUUUAAAUAGCCAUUGUAAAUAGGUGUUUCAAAAGUUUAGUCCCAUGGCUAUUAUACAUGUUGAUAUAUUACAUUCAAUGAAUUAAUGGGAUGUAUGUAAGUGUUAUUAUUCCGUUACUGUAACUGUACUCUAGUUGAGACUUACAACUAAAUUUAGGCUAGAACAUUAAACAUAUGUAAUAUUUAGAACAUUAAGACACUAGAGCAAGACAUAUAUUUUGUUAAGGCUAUGGCUGAGUAAGAAUUUUGUUUCAGUUUCUUUUUUAAUAAUUUACCAAAGGUUCAUAAUUUCUUCAUUUAUAGAAUCGAAAAUGUGAGUUUUAGAAAAGUGGGAUGUGGAAGCAAAAAGUUGACAUUUCUUUGUUUCUACAAAAUAUCUGAUAGCAGGUUAUUACAUCUCGAAAUCGCCUACUUCAGCUGGACCCCUUCAAAGCCGAUCCAUUUUGACUCAAGCCCUAGUCCUGAAUGUUGGUUGCAUAUUCCUAAGGUUCAUACUAUCAUUGGAAAUCUUAAAAUAUAGCUGUAAAUUAUUAUUUUUUCAUUUUGGCCCUGUCAGAUGAAAAUGAUAGAAUCAUAGAGCUGAAAGAGAUUACAAUGACCAUCCAGUCCAACCCCUGCCAUAUGUCAGUCAAAGCACUUUUGACAGAUUGUCAGUCAAGCAUAUUUCCAGUUUCUGCUUGAAAAUGUCCAUAGAAAGAAACUCCUCCACACUCCAAGGCAACGUAUUCCACUACAGAAGCUCUUUCAUUUGGAGGGUAUCCAAAUAAAGGCAUGUUUGUCAUCUUA